Molecule: messenger RNA, 1059 nt
Organism: Culicoides brevitarsis
Lineage: Eukaryota; Metazoa; Arthropoda; Insecta; Diptera; Ceratopogonidae
Gene: peo
Product: protein crossbronx homolog
Exons: 3
Coding region: 137-754 (205 amino acids)
Source: RefSeq, a predicted model, not a curated record
UUCCAGACGUAAACAAAAAUAAAAAGAAAUUUUGUGAUUUUUCUACAAUAAACCCCUUUAGAAUAGAUUUCUAGCAGUAUUGUGACUUACAAGGACAUUUUCUCGCAUCAAAAGAAACUGAAGAAAUUGAGAAAAAAUGACACUGGACUCAACAAUGGUGUUGUCUGAAAAAAUGCAGAGCAAAAUUCAUCAGGAAUACAAAAUAUUGGCAGAAUUUAAAAUGCUACAAAGCGAAUGCAUUCCUGGUUUAUAUUUGAUUCCAUCAGCAGAAUCGUCAUUCGCCUGGUUCGGAGUAAUUUUCGUGCGACAAGGCCUCUACCAAGACGGAAUAUUUAGAUUUUUGAUUUCCAUUCCGCAGGAUUUCCCAAAUACAUCACAACCACCUACCGUAAUUUUUCAGAGUGAAGUUUAUCAUCCGAGUAUUUGCCCAUUUACAGGCACAAUGGACAUUUCCGAAGCCUUUCCCAAAUUCAGUUCGGACAACCAUUUAUGGCAAAUUGCCAAAUACAUAAUUUAUUUGUUCGAGUACCCAGAUCAAGGCAAAGUCGUCAACAAGGAAGCAUUUGAAGCGUGGACCAACAACAACGCCGAAUUCAUGGCAAAAGUGAAGGAAAGUGUAAAAAUGAGCUUAGAUAAGUUGUAUGAUCCGGCACCCACCGAAGACAAGCACUACAUAAAAUUUGACAAAUAUGAGAACGAAAUUCACGAUCCCGUUUUGGAAGAGAUGAAAAAUUGUGCGGAAGAGUCUCUGUAAAGGGAGAAAAAAAAAUUUUUCACGAAAAAUUAUGAAAAAAAAAAUUAAGAAAAGACUUGUAAGAAGCUCAAUCUACUCAAAUUACGUAGGAUUUAGAUGUCAUCCACGCUUUAGUCUGCUUUUCGUGUCUUUUAAGGAGUCCUGCUCCUCUUAGCUUUUCCCUUCUAAACAAAAUCAUGCAAUCAUCAAUGUAAUAAUAAUUUGUUAAUCUAGUCAUAAGAAUCGUUUUUAUGUUAAUUUUAAGGAAAAAAACACAUUUUGAUAUAUGAAUAUUUAUUACAAAGGCUUGAAUACAACAGCUUUGC